GAGCUGGCGCUCAAGCACCGUGGGACCUUGGCUGGCUUCUGGGGAGCAAGAGAUCCAUUUAUGAAUACUUGAUCUCUGACUGCUGGGAAGCAUGGCUGAUGCUCCGAAGGAGGGAAGACUGACCCGGUUUCUGGACUUCACCCAGCUGAUGAACAUGGCAUCUGAAUCCGUAGGAGGAAAAAUGGUAAAGGAGAAUCGGAAAAAAGGGUGGGAAGAGAAGAACAAGGAGGAGGCAGGCAAUGAAAUGGAAGCAUUUCAAGGCAUCGUGGCUUAGCUGCGGAUUCUGUCGCUUCCCCUAGAUUUUAUUUGCAACAGAUGACUUUUUUGCUCCUGCAGAAAACCUCAUAAAGAGUGACAGCCCGUGCUUCAAAGAGCAUGAAUAUACGGAGUUUGGGAAAUGGAUGGAUGGCUGGGAGACCAGGAGGAAAAGGAUUCCAGGUCAUGACUGGUGUGUCCUCAGGCUGGGGAUCCAAGGAGUCAUCCGGGGCUUCGACGUGGACGUUUCUUACUUCACGGGAGAUUAUGCUCCUCGAGUGUCCAUUCAAGCAGCAAACUUGGAAGAAGAUAAACUACCAGAAAUCCCAGAAAGAGGAAUCAGGACAGGAGCUGCAGCCACUCCUGAGGAGUUUGAAGCCAUUGCUGAGCUAAAAUCCGACGACUGGAGUUACUUGGUUCCCAUGACCGCGCUUAAGCCAGGAAACCCUGCUUCCGGCCACAACUAUUUUCUUGUCAAUUCCCAGCAGAGAUGGACUCAUAUCAGACUCAACAUUUUCCCAGAUGGUGGAAUUGCACGACUUAGAGUAUUCGGUACUGGACAAAAAGACUGGACUGCAACUGACCCCAAAGAACCUGCAGACCUAGUGGCCAUCGCUUUUGGGGGUGUCUGUGUAGGAUUUAGUAAUGCUAAGUUUGGGCACCCAAACAAUAUAAUAGGAGUUGGCGGGGCAAAGUCCAUGGCGGAUGGUUGGGAAACUGCAAGAAGGCUGGACCGGCCACCAAUAUUAGAAAAUGAUGAGAAUGGCAUUCUCUUGGUUCCGGGUUGUGAAUGGGCAGUUUUCCGAUUGGCACAUCCUGGAGUAAUAACUCGAAUUGAAAUUGACACAAAAUAUUUUGAAGGCAAUGCUCCUGACAGCUGUAAAGUGGAUGGGUGCAUCCUGACAACUCAGGAAGAAGAAGCCGUGAUCAAGCAAAAGUGGAUUCUCCCGGCCCACAAGUGGAAACCACUGCUUCCAGUGACCAAGUUGUCUCCCAACCAAAGUCAUCUGUUCGAUAGCCUGACCCUAGAGCUCCAAGAUGUCAUCACUCACGCCAGGCUCACCAUCGUCCCCGACGGGGGAGUGAGCCGCCUUCGGCUCUGGGGCUUCCCCAGCUCCAUCUGCCUCCUGAGGCCCCGGGAGAAGCCCAUGAUGAAGUUCUCGGUGGGCUUCAAAGCAAACCCUUAACACACACAAAGCCCCGGUGUCGGACACACAGCAGUAAUUUCCCAGUCAUAGUCUUCUUUUCAAAUGUUUUGAACACCUGGUGAUUUAAUAAAGUGGUCGUCUCACAAA
Molecule: messenger RNA, 1550 nt
Organism: Pan troglodytes (chimpanzee)
Lineage: Eukaryota; Metazoa; Chordata; Mammalia; Primates; Hominidae
Gene: ALLC
Product: allantoicase
Exons: 13
Coding region: 402-1442 (346 amino acids)
Biological process (GO): allantoin catabolic process
Molecular function (GO): allantoicase activity
Source: RefSeq, a predicted model, not a curated record